GUCAGUGCGAAGCUGUCACGCGUGGAGAGCAGUCUGGGACUCCAAAUUUGAAAUUUCUUGAAGUCAUCGUCUUCACGAUCAGAAAUAAUGAUACUGCUUUCGAUUCUUUGCACCUGCUUUAUAGCGGUUUGUUCCAGUUUGACAAAAAACCCCAUCAGCGCAAGCACAUCAGGGUUCUUACCUUGUGAUUGUCGUGCUAACGUGAGAGUCAGUAAAGGUGGCAAUGCAAGCAUCACGUGUUACAACAUCUCUAACCCAUCAAGUAUCAAAGCUCGAAGGUGGGACAUCAUCAAAGACAACAUGUUUGAAAAAAACAAUUCGAAUGUCAUUAUUGCUUUGGAAGGAACCGAAAGGAAGAUGGAAAGCAACGAAAAUGCAACGUUAUUGUUUAACAGGGAAAACAGUUCUUUAACGCUUGUUCUGUACAACGUGGAGAAAUCAGGAACUUACGGGUUUCGGAUUGAGGUUGAAGACGACAGAGACUUGAUAAAGCCAGACGAAUGUAAGACUGAUGUAGAAGUGACAGGCCAAGCAGCGUCUUCAGAGGUAGUAGACCAUAUAGUUGAGACACCACGGAAGGCGUAUUGGUGGGUCUUUUUGGCCGUUGCGCUUCUCCUCGUGAUGGGCGUCUUGGCUGCAAUGUCUCAUAAGAUAAAAAAGAGGACUCCUGUGUAUAAACCUGGCCAUGUAGACAGUGAGGAGGAGGUCCGUUUGGGAGAACCUCUUCCUGAUCACCAGCCUUCCAUGGUUUGAUACACGUUCUUCAUGGCAGAGAACCAUAAAUCAGAGACUCCGAGGAUCUCCUGGUGGGAUCACCCUCAUUUUAUAAAUCUUGUGUAUAUAAUGAAAUUUUUAACAAGCUUUGUUCAACCAACACAGAACCAGAGCUGUACCUGAUGAUAAGCCAUUAACCUAA
This is a messenger RNA of Spea bombifrons (plains spadefoot toad), 916 nucleotides long. RefSeq lists its product as uncharacterized. The transcript has 5 exons. Lineage: Eukaryota; Metazoa; Chordata; Amphibia; Anura; Pelobatidae. The coding region runs from base 88 to 753 and encodes 221 amino acids. The record is from RefSeq and is a predicted model, not a curated record.